GCACGCCCCCUUCAGUCUGCCCUGAACUACUGUGUGGGACCUCCGGACAACAGCGGGACCACAGCGCAGACCAACCCCACCAUGACCGCUCCGAUCUGGGCUUCGCUUUACUCCGCCGCGCUGGCUCUGGUUCUCCUGGGCUCAGCUUCCAGCGAUGAUUACUUUAUAGAUGAGCAUGUCGUCCCCUCUCCCCAACAACCCCUUGAAGAAGAAAUGCCUCCAGGGAUGGACAUAAUGCAGAGGGAGCUGGACCUGUCAGAGCUCUUGGUUGGUUUAAAAGAAGGACCCGUAGCGUUUUCUCCCAGAGCAAGUCGCCCCCGUGCUUUUGUCCCUGUAUCCAAGUAUGAUGUUCAGUUCCCUCUUGCUCUCCCCACGGCUCAAAACAUACAAAACAUCUGUCUCCAUGGAUUUCGUCGCCCACGGUACCCCGAAUCCUACUUCCCUAGUUCUGGUUACGGCGUGAGCAAGCGACAGGCCGAUGCGGUGAACACUCUGGAGGCCUGGUUUGUUACAUGCUGUAUACGGGGGCAGACAGAGGAAGCGCGCCUCUGUUGCGCCAUACAAGCUUGGGAGAAGUCUAUCAGUCAUUUUUGUGAAGUUGGUUUUAGAAUAAAGGCUCCUCAAUUCUACUGCUGUAAACUCAAUAAGAGCGAGUGGCUGCCAUGCUUUGACCGCUCAGCUCAAAACCCAGAAUAUAACCCAACGGAGGACUCACCCGUGCAGCCUGUGCUCACCGAAAACAAAUUCAACUUUGACCCCAGCUCCUGCCCCGGAGCAUCAUUGACUCCUCAGAGCAUAAGAGAUGGAAAAAGAGGGGAAAAGAAAUCAGCUACCCCCCUCAAUGUGGAUCUGGACUUCCCUCUCGCUGCUCCGACCGAUUCUAACAUAGGGUCUGUCUGUCGUAAUCUCAAAGUGCGACCACAUUACAACAUCAAGUGUCUGAAAGGUCUGGACCAAGUGGCUCUUCAGGCAAAGUCCAUCAACACCCUCGAGAAAAAUUUCAAAGUCUGCUGCAAAAACAAUAACAAAGAGCGUAUUCUCCCCUGUGCACAGAAAACAUGGCAGGAGGAGAUGAAAAAGUUCUGCGUCGCUUCUAAACACAAAAGGAUUGAUUUCCCCUGCUGUGACGGUGGAGUUCAGUUUGAGUGCUUUAAAAAUAUCUCCACAGACCCUGACUAUAGCAAGACUCUUACAAAGAAUCUCUCAUUGAGCAACAUGUGUGACACUCACAAGAUUAUCACGAAGAAGUUCUCAGUCGGAGUGCCUCUCAAAAGUGUGGUGAGAAAAUGCUGCCACCUGUCGCCAAUAGAGAAAAGUACAUGUAUCGCUCAAUCGGUGGAGGAACUGUUUGUGUCUACUUGUUCAUCCAGAAAGUCUCCACCAUCUGUCAAACGCUGCUGCCGUUUGUCAUCUCCAGAGUGUUUCCAUAAACUUCUCAUGGAUGCCAUCAUCAAGGCAACCUCACGCCAGAAAAAGAAAAUAUGCCCAGUGUCUUAAACCUGUGACUACCCUGUGCAGACCCUACUGGCUAGGGCCUUAAGACAAAGUACUCAGAAGUGUGAAACUACAAACUAUUGUAUCUUUUACAAAGAGAGAAAUUACAUAAAGAAAGAAUGUUUUAACCUACUGUAGGCCUGUACCAAACACUGUAGGGCUAUAUGUCAGAUUGUCUCUACUACUAUUUUUAUAGAGGUCUUUUCACAGAGUGUCCAUGUUUCACCAAUAAUAAAAGUUAAAUGUAAACCAACACCUGUUAAGAUUUUUGUUUUAAAUGGAAAAAAUAAGCGAUCAAAAUAAAUAAAUACAAUAAAAUAAGUUUUAUGUUUA
Messenger RNA from Boleophthalmus pectinirostris (great blue-spotted mudskipper), 1827 nucleotides. RefSeq names its product extracellular matrix protein 1-like. NCBI's taxonomy places the organism in Eukaryota, Metazoa, Chordata, Actinopteri, Gobiiformes, Gobiidae. The record is from RefSeq and is a predicted model, not a curated record. Bases 82 to 1497 code for a protein of 471 amino acids. The transcript is spliced from 10 exons. Gene Ontology annotation, biological process: signal transduction; regulation of bone mineralization. Gene Ontology annotation, cellular component: extracellular region.